ACCAAAUUCGAUCAAAUUCCUCAGCUUCUACGGAUACAGCCAUGGGUAUCCAUCUCGUUACCCGCAGGGUAUCGACCAAAUUCGAUCAAAUUCCUCCGGAUUCUGAGUAUACUGUUGUCGAUUUUUAAACGGAUACCCGGGAUGAAAUAUGUAGCUGAUGGAUUAGCUGUGAACACUGGAUUGACAGACUUGACUUUUACAUACAAUAAGCUUGACUUCCGCUCCCGUGGUGCACAAUACUUUAGCACUGCCUUGGAGAACAAUCGAUCUCUUAUCAAGCUGUGUCUUGAUGUGAAUAACAUUGGCGCUGAAGGUAUUCGAUAUUUAGCCAAAGCAUUAAACAACAACCGAACACUUUCAACAUUAAAUUUAUCGAAAAAUAACAUUGGAAAUGAAGGAGCACAAAAUUUAGCCGGCGCACUGGAAAAGAAUACGACAUUGACUAGUUUAAUUCUUGAACGAAGUUCGAUCGGCACUGAUGGAGCACGUGCUCUUGCUGUCGGAUUAGGAAUUAAUCGAACGCUGAUCACACUAAAUCUUCUUAAUAAUCAAAUAGAUUUAGCUGCCAUAGAGCAAUGA
Molecule: messenger RNA, 579 nt
Organism: Adineta ricciae
Lineage: Eukaryota; Metazoa; Rotifera; Eurotatoria; Adinetida; Adinetidae
Source: the annotation of a GenBank genome assembly